Cladocopium goreaui is the source of this 981-nucleotide messenger RNA. Lineage: Eukaryota; Dinophyceae; Suessiales; Symbiodiniaceae. The record is from the annotation of a GenBank genome assembly.
AUGUUCCUUCCCCCCAGGCGCGUCCGAUCUGCGGUGCAUCAGUUUCUGCUGCAAGAAAUCGUUCCGCAAUUCGAUGAGCUGGGCGGCGAUCUGCUGCCACUGGCGUCAACGUCGGCCUCACAGGAAGCAGAGGAUCCCAAGAUCAACAUGGAUUUGGGGGACAGGUUGGUGAUCUACAAACCCCCCGGUUGGGAAGUGGACACCACGAUCUCCCCGGGUCCCAGCUCCGGCCGUUUGCUGUCCGCCUUUCUCCGUGAUGUGCUGCCCCUGGGCUCCCUGGGCGCAUCGCAUCAGUUUGGAUUUCUCCAUCGCUUGGACCUACCCAGUUCUGGACUGAUCUUAGUGGCCAAGAGCCAUCAGGCAUUUUACGAUCUUCAGUUGCAGCUGUCCACUGGCACGUUGCAACGGGACUACAUGGUGUUGUGCCACGGUUGGGUUUCAAAACAACGCCAUGAGAUUCGAGCAAAAGUGCAUUGGUGGAAAGUGCUUGGACUUUCAAAUGUUCCCAGUGCAGUUCUUCGUUCCGGCCGUGCGUCCGUCACCUUCCUGCAGCGGCUCCAACGCACGCAGCUGGCGUUUUCCAGCGCUUGCAGCUUGCUGGCCAUCCGUAUCGGCACCGGACGACGGCAUCAGAUUCGACUCCAUACGGCCCAUGUGGGACAUCCAGUGGUCGCAGAUAGCCAAUAUGCUGCCAAAGAAGUGUACAGAAUGGACACCAGAUGGUGUCCGCGAAAUUUUCUACAUCGAUUUUCCCUCACUUUUUUGGGUCAGGGCCAUGAAAGCACCACUGUCUUAGAGGUUUUACCUAUGGAUUUACGGCAGGUCCUAUGGACGGCGACCUGGAGAGAUGUGGAACUGGAACUGGACAGUCCGCUUGGGACGGCGCCAGAAAAGGGUCAUCCCCUCCGGGAUCCAUCUGGAUCCUGUUUUUGUGGAACAUCACUGAAAUAUGCUGGUUUUCUGGCAUGGGGCUACCCCUAG